This is a messenger RNA of Scatophagus argus, 2451 nucleotides long. RefSeq names its product RNA binding fox-1 homolog 1, like (gene rbfox1l). The transcript has 12 exons. Bases 195 to 1346 code for a protein of 383 amino acids. The record is from RefSeq and is a predicted model, not a curated record. Gene Ontology annotation, biological process: regulation of alternative mRNA splicing, via spliceosome; nervous system development. Gene Ontology annotation, cellular component: cytoplasm; nucleus. Gene Ontology annotation, molecular function: mRNA binding. Lineage: Eukaryota; Metazoa; Chordata; Actinopteri; Scatophagidae.
UCGAGUCUUAACCUUCUUUGCCCCCAACAUCUUGGAUCUUCUGUUUUCUCCUGCUGGGAUUUUUCUCCUGUUCCUCCAGCCUUAUUGCCUGCUCUCCUGUGUGCACAUCAACUCUUCCUUUUUCUCCUGCUCUCUUUUUCCUUUUCCUUCCAUCUUGUGCCGGUGCUUGUCUCCUUGUGCGUGGUUUUUGGACUAUGCUCUCCUCACCCACUGUGAUUCUCCAGCCUUAUGGACUCCCCGUCUAUCCACAGACAACCACAUGCUACCCCAGCAUAGUUCAGGGAGGCCCCACACAGGAGGCGGGCCCCGGCAGCGGCGAUCCCGCCCUGCCUCAGGUCUACGCCCCUCCUCCCUCCUACCCUCCGCCAGGUCAAGGUCCAUCAACAUCUGCGGGCAGACUGCCUCCUCUUGAUUUUAGCUCUGCACACGCCAGUUCAGAGUACCCCGAACAUCCUCAGCUCAGAGUCUACCAAGGCCCUCAGCUGGACGGGGCAGAGGCUCUGACAUCCAGUAACACGGAGGAUGCAUUGGCCCCUGUGACCUCUGACCCCCAGUCUCUGAGCGUGUCUGCAUCAUCAGGGGGCGGAGCAGGAAGUGGAAGUGAUGAGGAGGGGUCAGGUAAGACCCAACCAAAACGCCUCCAUGUCUCCAACAUCCCGUUUCGCUUCAGAGACCCAGACCUCCGUCAGAUGUUUGGGCAAUUUGGCAAGAUCCUCGAUGUAGAAAUUAUCUUCAAUGAGAGGGGGUCAAAGGGCUUUGGGUUUGUCACCUUCGAGAGUGCGACUGAGGCUGACCGGGCAAGAGAAAAGCUGAAUGGGACGAUUGUGGAAGGGAGAAAAAUCGAGGUGAAUAACGCCACAGCCAGAGUGGUGACCAAGAAGCCUCAGACGCCUCUUGUGAAUGGGGAAAUUUCAGCUUCUGCAUGGAAGAUCAACCCUGUCAUGGGGGCGAUGUACGCACCUGAACUAUACACAGUUGCCAGUUUCCCGUACCCAGUAGCCACUCCCACCUUGGCCUACCGGGGCUCCGCGCUGCGUGGUCGAGGCCGAGCUGUCUACAACACCAUUCGCUCUGCUGCAGCCACACCUGCUGCUGUACCCGCCUACCCCGGGGUGGUAUAUCAGGAUGGACUGUAUGGAGCUGAAGUCUAUGGUGGCUAUCCUGCAGCUUAUAGAGUGGCUCAAUCAGCGUCUGCUGCCACAGCGACCUACAGUGAUGGAUAUGGACGAGUUUACGCCACAGCUGCGGAUCCCUACCACCACUCAGUCGGACCAACAACAACAUAUGGAGUCGGUACAGUGGCCAGCUUGUACAGAGGAGGAUAUAACCGCUUCACUCCGUACUGAGCCGCCCGUCGGGGAGGGGGCGGGUGGAAGUCGUCUCUCUUGAACUCUGGGAUUGGCUGAUGGUCCGUGGACGCUGCAGGACAGAUAAUGAGAUCCUUAAAAUGAAGAAAUGUGGUUUUUACCGCCUGUCUCUACCACAACCUCUCCUCGAGAGACUAAACAGACUGAAGCUGUAAAUACUUACUGCCCAUGUUGCUGGUGAAUACUUAGAACCUGGAAGAGGAUGUUAUGUAAUAUAGAGGAAGUUGCUUAACUGUUUUGUGAAUUUGAAGAGUAACUGGUGAUGGUAGAUGUUUCACACUACAGGAGGGGGAGAAUACUGUGAGAGUGAUUUUUGUGAGUGAUGUCUGGGGUUUUUCCACGGGUCAAACUGUACAAAAACAGAACAUUUUGUACAAUGUUAAAUGACUUAUUUUUGAUGCUAAUUAUUUACUAAAUCUAUAUUUGACUGUGUGUGUGUGUGUGUGUGUGUGUGCGUGUGUGUGAGUAAAUGAGUGAGGUUAUUGUUCAGUUAACCGCUGAGAGACAGCUGUGACACUCUGGUAUCAUUACGACAAAUGCAGAACUCAUGUUUGUCUGGAUGUAGUUGGGUUUUUUAUGCCUUUCUAACAAUCUACCUCUCAUACAUUUUUAGCUUUUAAUACAGGUGUCUUUAUUAAUUCUGUCAUGCUUCCUGUAGCUGUGAGCUUUUUUCUUCUCUUCACUUUUCUGCCAGUAAAUCCGAACUAACACGGUUUCUGUAGCUCAUCUGAGCCUGACGCCUGUCGGGUGCCUCCUGUUAAGUCUCCAGGUUUUACUUUCCUAAUCGUUUUAAGCCCCAGCAGUCUUUUGCUGUUGCCUCUAACACACAAACCGAGGAUUAAAGGCUUCACUUUGGGUUUUGCUUCUCUCAUCUUAUCUCAAAUAACUGCCCACCAUGUAGGAGUUUCAGUGUUCUGUUCAGUUCAGCCUCUUGUUGACUUUACCUUUACUGUCAUCUUUGCUUGUAUUUUCUCUCCGUUUCCUCAUUCAGAAGUGCUGAAUGGCUUCUUGUCUUUGUUUCUUUGGCAGUCCUGUCUGCUGUGUUUGAUGCUGUCCUCUAAAUAAACCUUGUUUUCUCUCUCUU